Messenger RNA from Mizuhopecten yessoensis (Yesso scallop), 2883 nucleotides. Its product is annotated as heat shock 70 kDa protein 12A-like. The coding region runs from base 491 to 2356 and encodes 621 amino acids. The transcript has 4 exons. The record is from RefSeq and is a predicted model, not a curated record. NCBI's taxonomy places the organism in Eukaryota, Metazoa, Mollusca, Bivalvia, Pectinida, Pectinidae.
UAGUGUGCCAAUGAUAAUCGGCUCCCCGCUAUAUCCAGGACGCCUGGGAGUGUCGUCUGCCCUCGGUACUAACCUUGGAACCGUUUUAUUUAGUCCAGUACCGGUUGUUGACGUGUUCUUUCUGUCUGUAUAUCAAAUUUCCUCAGUUAGAUCUCUGAAGACCACGCCAUGUCGGCACUUCAUGCAUAUGAUUAGAGUCGGUUUGGAAGUACAAGUAUAUCCGUCAGCACAUAAUCCUCAGACAGUUGUGUCCGAAGUGUGGUCCACCAGGUCGGUGUCGCCUUGUCGCUGGGAUCGAGGAUGGUGAGGACUGUGUCGGGGAGGGACUAUCAACCAAUAUCGAUCUGGUCGUAAUUAAUGUGGCAACUACACAAGGAUUUGAGAUGGAACCGGGAAAAAUCGAUUAACUGGAAAGUAGGCACGCGUCCAGAUACUCAGUGCGGAGUACCUCGUCUGCUUCCUACGGAAACAAAGACAGGCAGUGCUAAAAAUGGCUGACAGUGCCAAGGACGCACAAAAUGGCGACUCUGGCAAGGACCCGGAGUGUGAGCAGGACCCAGCCCCCGCGCAGGAGGGCGCCACAGAUACUCCGGAUAUCGGACAGGAGGUGGUUGAACCCGAGGAGGACCCGUACAAAAUUGUGGCUGCUAUAGACUUUGGGACGACUUUUAGUGGAUAUGCUUACACUUUUGUGUCCAAUCGUGACGUCAUAUAUACCAACAAGAACUGGGGCCAGACGCAAGGUUUCCUCCUCCACAAGACCCCUACCUCUCUCCUCCUUAAACCUGAUGGACAGUUCGAGGCGUUCGGUUUUGAGGCUGUGUCGAAAUACAAUGAUCUGUCGGAAGAAGAGGCGGCGGAGUACUAUUACUUUGAUAGGUUUAAGAUGAACCUCUACGACAAUAAGGAGCUGAAGACGGACAUAACCUUACAGGACACUUCCGGUAAGGAACAGCUUGCCGUGGACGUUUUUGCCAAAUCUUUGGGUUUCAUGAAGUCUCAUUUCCUACGUCAUUUGAGCGUGACCCUGGGGUACGAGCCCGACCCACAGUCCGUCCGCUGGGUCAUUACAGUACCUGCCAUAUGGGACGAAAACGCCAAACAGUUUAUGAGAGAAGCGGCGCAUAAGGGUGGUCUUAUAGACACAACGCACAGUAACCAACUUGUUAUAGCAUUAGAACCGGAAGCAGCAUCACUCAACUGCCGAUCACUUCCAGUCAGCACCUUCGUCCAAACAGAAAAUGAACAAGUGUCAAUGCUGACCUUUGAACCCGGAACUAAAUACCUCGUGAUUGACGCUGGAGGUGGAACCAUAGAUAUUGUAGCACACAAGGUCCGGAAAGAUGGUCGUAUUCGGGAGCUGUUCCGCGCCACAGGUGGUGCCUGGGGUGGAACCGUCAUCGACCGUCAGUUCAUCGCCCUCCUUGACAAGAUCUUUGGCGCAGAGUUUCUUGCCGCAUUCCAGCGCGAGUUUCCCAAGGACUAUGUCGAGUUGUUACAGGACUUCGAGAUAAAGAAACGUGGUGAAUGCGAGAGUGUGCGCGUGUCGCUCCCUUAUAAUUUUUGUAAUUUUCGUCACGAGGACCGGUCUGUGCAGGAAUAUAUCAAAUCGUACGCCGCGGCGGAGGGCGGACAGAUUAAGUUCUCAUCGGGAAAACUUGUGUUGACUUCUGAGGUGGUCACAGCUUUGUUCUGCGAUGCGCUUAAACAAAUAAACGAUCACGUGACACAUCUUCUUCAAAGGCCAAAAUUAAAGGACUUAAAAUAUAUGUUCCUUGUUGGUGGGUUUGCCGAGUCGGUCCGCCUUCAGAACUCGAUCCGGUCGGAGUUUGGCGAACAGGUGACAGUCCUCAUUCCCGAGGAAGCUAGUUUGUCUGUUGUUAAAGGAGCCGUGGCAUUUGGCUGCGACCCCAGCGCCAUCUGCCAGCGGAUCUGUCGGUACUCGUACGGAGUUGGGUCAUAUCUCCCUUUUGAGGAAGGUGAACACAGAGACGAUCUCAAGGUCGACUCGGACGGAAUGGUGCUAUGCAAACACAUUUUCCAGACUUGGGCGGAAACCGGAGAGGUCAUAGGUCAUAACGAAAUCUGGCGGGAAACAUAUACGCCAAUCAUUACCAACCAGAAAGGCAUUAUUUUUGAGUUUUUCAAGUCGUCCAAACGGCGACUAAAAUACACAGAUGAAGACGGCGUAGAGAAAUGUGGUUGCCUAGUCGUAGAAAUGCCUGAUCUCACAGGCGAUAAGGAACGCGCAGUUGAUCUAGAGGUCAUAUUCGGGGGUACUGAAAUCAAGGUAGUUGGGUACGAUCAUACGAGUCAAACACGGCGGGAAACAUACAUAGACUUUCUUUCAACGUAGUCUUCAGUACUACAUGUGUACAGGUUGUGAGGGGUGAUUAAGAUUCGACUUCAGAGGUUGUGACUGAAUACGGUGUUUUCAUAGAAACAAACAAAAUCCGAAAAUGGUGUUGAAUUUGACCUUAACAUCCCUUAACUCUCUUGAAAUCAACCAUCUUCUCUGCACUUUUGCAAAUAUACCUUUCGAGCGGUCACGAUAUCAGAUGCUCAUGGACGGGGAUUGGCACGUGCCAGUUCCGGGUGAGGUUGUAUUUUAUGUUCGCAGUGCCAUGGUUUCCUUGUGCCCAAAAACUUCAUCACGUGACGUAUACACUUUGAAAAGCAUCGUGCCAAAACAGCUCAAGUGGCGCUAAGUAUAUACAUAUAUAAGCCCUUUGCCUUGUAUCUUUCCGAAUGUUUCCAGCACAUGUAUUUGCCGUGCCUUCGCCUACACGUACUUGUAAAUAUUGAGGCAGGUAUUUAAACCUAACUGCAAAACAAAAUGGCUACCAAAAUAUAUCGCAUCAACUUGGAUCAAUAAAUAAACCA